This is a messenger RNA of Aspergillus affinis, 777 nucleotides long. RefSeq lists its product as uncharacterized. The coding region runs from base 1 to 777 and encodes 258 amino acids. The transcript has 2 exons. The record is from RefSeq and is a predicted model, not a curated record. NCBI's taxonomy places the organism in Eukaryota, Fungi, Ascomycota, Eurotiomycetes, Eurotiales, Aspergillaceae.
AUGGGUUCUGUUACAUACCACGACGGCCUCUCUAUCCUGCAAUUGAUUGCCUACCUACCAUCAUUCUUUGUGGCAGCUUUUCUUGUGUUCCGCCAUGGAAUCCGCACCAGCAGUGGUUUUAUCUUCCUCGUUAUCUUCACCAUCGUGCGUGUUGUUGGCGCAGCCUGCGAGCUGGCAACCAUCAACAACUCGUCCAGGGGUAUCUAUACUGCAGCAGCAAUCUGCAGCUCUAUCGGACUGUCUCCGCUCUUAAUGACAUGCUCGGGUCUAUUAUCGAGAGUAAACCUUUCGAUGCCCUCCCCAGUCAUUCACCCUCGAGGCUUUGGACUGUACCGGAUCGUCACAAUUGUCGCCUUGGCUCUAACAAUUGCGGGUCUUACGUCGGACAUGAGCUUGGAAGGCAUGACGCACCCGAACACAAAGGUCAAGGUCGGCAUCAUAUUGUACGUUGUCUGCUGGGUUGGUCUGUGCGCGUUUCUGGCCAUUCUGUCCUUGCACCGGUCUUCCAUUGGCAAGGGUGAAGAGCGUGCUCUUUUGGCCGUGGCUAUAUCGGCUCCACUUCUACUUGUGCGCAUCAUUUACGCCAUGCUUAUUUUCUUCCUUGCCAACGAUACUUUCAAUGCUCUCGAUGGGAACAAUACCGCAUCUCUACUCAUGUCCGUGCUUGAGGAGAUCGCCGUCGUUUUUGUUUGCUUGGCUAUCGGGUUUACGUUGAAGGUUCGGAGAAAGGAAAGGGAGGAGGAGUGGAAAUCUGUGCCCCCCAAUGAGGUUGCAUGA